Molecule: messenger RNA, 1737 nt
Organism: Dovyalis caffra
Lineage: Eukaryota; Viridiplantae; Streptophyta; Magnoliopsida; Malpighiales; Salicaceae
Source: the annotation of a GenBank genome assembly
AUGGAUUCGGUUGAGGAACAGGCUUUGUUCUUGGAAGAUGGACUCCUAGAACAGAAUGGAAGUAAUGGACUCCACACAGGAGAUGGCUCAGUCGACAUUAAUGGGAAGCCUGUUCUUAAGCAGAAGACUGGAAAUUGGAAAGCAUGCUCUUUCAUAUUGGGAAAUGAAUGCUGUGAACGCUUAGCCUACUAUGGAAUUGCUACUAAUCUCGUCACUUAUCUUACCCACAAGCUACAUGAAGGAAAUGUUUCAGCUGCAAAAAGUGUCAACAUUUGGGCUGGAACUUGCUACUUUACUCCCCUCAUUGGCGCCAUGUUGGCAGAUGCUUACUGGGGACGAUAUUGGACAAUUGCUGCUUUCUCCACAAUUUACUUCAUUGGAAUGUGUACUUUGACUCUCUCAGCAUCUAUUCCUGCUUUAAAGCCAGCUGAAUGUGUAGGUUCUGUGUGCCCUCCAGCAACUCCGGCUCAGUAUGCAGUAUUCUUUUUUGGCCUCUAUUUGAUUGCACUUGGGAUGGGUGGCAUCAAACCAUGUGUUUCAUCCUUUGGGGCGGAUCAGUUUGAUGACACUGAUCCUAAGGAACGGGUAAAGAAGGGAUCCUUCUUCAAUUGGUUCUAUUUUUCUAUCAACAUUGGUAGUCUUAUAUCAAGUAGUUUAUUGGUAUACAUCCAAGACAAUGCUGGUUGGGGUAUAGGAUUUGGAAUUCCUGCACUGUUCAUGGGCAUAGCUAUUGCAGUCUUCUUUUCAGGUACAUCCCUUUAUAGAUUUCAGAGUCCUGGGGGAGCCCUUUUACAAGAAUGUGCCAAGUUGUGGUUGCGUCAUUCCAUAAGUGGAAUCUGGAGGUCCCCCAAGACAGUAGUCUCCUAUAUGAAACAGAAGAAAAACACUCCGCUAUUGAAGGAAGCCGGAAACUGGUGUCUUGAUAAAGCUGCUGUACUGUCGGAGUCUGAGAUCAAAAGUGGGGACUUCGCCGAUCCAUGGAGGCUUUGUACUGUGACUCAGGUGGAGGAAUUGAAGGUUUUGAUCCGCAUGUUUCCAAUCUGGGCGACAGGAAUUAUUUUUUCUGCUGUCAAUGCUCAAAUGGGUACAUUGUUUGUGGAACAAGGGAUGCUGAUGGACAAGACAAUUGGUUCUUUCACCGUCCCUCCUGCUUCUAUGUCAACAAUUGAUGUUAUUGGUGUUAUUUGCUGGGUCCCAAUCUAUGAUAGGAUUAUCGUUCCACUUGCAAGAAAGUUCACUGGCAAAGAGAGGGGCUUCUCAGAGUUGCAGCGUAUGGGAAUCGGCUUGUUCAUUUCGACACUAUCAAUGACAGCUGCAGCAUUGGUAGAGAUUAACCGCUUGCAGCUUGCAAAGGAGCUUGGACUGGUUGGUGAAGCUGUCGAGGUGCCUCUUAGUAUCCUUUGGCAAAUUCCCCAGUGUAUGCUGAUGGGUGUGGCGGAAGUUUUUACAGCCAUUGGUCAGAUAGAAUUUUUCUAUGAACAAUCUCCAGAUGCCAUGCGGAGUCUAAGCACUGCAUUUGCUCUCCUGACGGUAUCUUUCGGUAGUUACCUGAGCUCCUUCAUUCUGAAUAUGGUAACUUACUUCACAACAGCAGGUGGGGAGACCGGAUGGAUUCCAGAUAACUUGAAUAAUGGGCACCUUGAUUAUUUCUUCUGGCUUUUAGCUGGACUCAGCUUCGCCAACAUGUUGAUCUACAUUGUUUGUGCCAAGAAAUAUAAACAGAAGAAGGCUUCCUAA